AUGUUAAGGUACCGAGAUUUUAACAAUAUCAAUAGUGCCCUUACAGCAGCAGUGACAGGAGAAAAUGCUUUACGCUUAAGAUACGAUCACUUCUUCAUUCUAAAAUGUAAAAUUUGUUUAAAAACAAAUCACAGUACUAAUGAGUGUCACAGAAAUCAAAAUAGAUUCAAACCAUCUCCUAACAGAUAUAUAAAUUUUAAUCAAUUUAGCCAAAAAAAUUCUAUUCCAGAAAGAAAACAAUGUAGAUAUUGUAAAAAUUUUGGUUAUGUUAUAGAGGAAUGUAAAAACCGUCAAAAUAAUAAUUCAAGGCAACAAUCGAAUUCCACAAAUUACUAUCAACAAAAUCGUAACAUGAAACAUACUUAUCAACGAAAUUCAAAUUCCGCAAGUAAUUACUAUCGCAUCCCAAAUUCGAAUAUGAAUCGUUCGCAAAAUCAAAUCUUUUCAGAUUUGAACACCCCUGGUACCUCUAUUGCAAAUACCACUGCACGUAAUAGCCCUCAGUCUUCAAAUUUUUUCAAUGUUGUAACAAUCACCAAAUCUUCCGAUUUCGAUAGUGGAAACGCUGAUAGAAUUCAAUUCAACGAGACUAUCAUAAACUCGUUUAAUACCCUACUCGUUUGUAACGAUCAACUUUGUGUAUCAUUUGAGUCAACAAAUUCUAACAUCGAGGAUAAAGUAUUAAAAUUUUUAAUCGACAUCGGAGCAACUCUUUCGUUGAUAAAUGCAUCUAGCAUUUGUGAUUAUCAUCUUAAUACUAAUAAUUCUACUGCAUUGAACGGCAUCACAUCCGAUAUACCAAUUCAAAAUAUUAGACGAAACAAAUCGAGUUAA
This is a messenger RNA of Eufriesea mexicana, 834 nucleotides long. RefSeq lists its product as uncharacterized. The transcript has a single exon. Lineage: Eukaryota; Metazoa; Arthropoda; Insecta; Hymenoptera; Apidae. Bases 1 to 834 code for a protein of 277 amino acids. The record is from RefSeq and is a predicted model, not a curated record.